Molecule: messenger RNA, 594 nt
Organism: Hydatigera taeniaeformis
Lineage: Eukaryota; Metazoa; Platyhelminthes; Cestoda; Cyclophyllidea; Taeniidae
Source: the annotation of a GenBank genome assembly
AUGAAUGAGUGGGGGAUGGUUUCAGCUGGUGAGGUGGGGGUCACUGGUGGGAAUGACGGCUCCUUGGUUCUCAAUCUGCUCGAGAUGUCCCAACCUGGUGGUGAAGCAUAUGUCCUUGGUGAUGGGUCUGUUAGUUGUGUCGGCGCUGUUUCAACAUUUCCGAAAGUCAAACUACCUUCCUCUCUAGCGCGGCAUUUCUUCCCUUCUGAUACUUAUUUCCAUUAUUCCUCUGAUGUGGAACAGUCAUUCUUAUUGGGAAAUGAGUCUGUUAUGGUCUCCCGAGCCAUGCGUGAUGUUUUCAUUGGGCCCGAAGGGAAAAUCUUCACAAUUUUUGAAUCUGGGGACAUAGCUCUACUUCGGUCUGAUAAUGACAAGGCCUCUGAAUUGACUCCGCUGCAACCGCGUCUGUCUCCAAUGCUGUCGGAGAGGGUGUCCAAGGAAGCAGAAUUUAUUGACAAUGACGGAGUGCAUCUAAGACAGGAUCGGCUCUUCCCAGGAUACUGCGUUUCCGGAGUUCACAGGGAGUCGCGUCGAUUUGCUCUUGGCGGCAGAUGGGGAUGCUUGGGAAUCUACGAGAUCAUCGAUGGUGGGUGA